AUGGAAAACAUGAACUGGGUGGCCAAUCACACUGGACAGAAUGAUUUCAUCCUUGUAGGACUCUUCAGCCAGUUCAAACACCCAACUCUCCUUUGUUUGGUCAUUUUUGUAGUUUUCCUAAUGGCUUUAUCUGGAAACAUCAUCUUGAUCCUUCUGAUAUACUCUGAUGUCCAUCUCCAUACCCCUAUGUACUUUUUUAUCAGCCAGUUGUCUCUCAUGGAUAUGAUGUACAUUUCUGUCACUGUGCCCAAGAUGCUCAUAAACCAGGUCAUAGGUGUGAAUAGGAUUUCAGCUCCUGAAUGUGGAAUGCAGAUGUUUCUCUAUGUGACACUAGCAGGUUCGGAAUUUUUCCUCCUAGCUUCUAUGGCUUAUGACCGAUAUGUGGCCAUCUGUCAUCCUCUUCGUUAUCCUGUCCUCAUGAACCAGAGGGUGUGUCUCCUUCUGGCAUCUGGCUGCUGGAUCCUGGGCUCUGCGGAUGGCUUCCUAUUCACUCCCACCACCAUGACCUUCCCCUUCUGCAGAUCCCGGGAGAUUCAUCAUUUUUUCUGUGAGGUUCCUGCAGUGUUGAAGCUUUCCUGCUCAGACACCUCCCUCUAUGAGAUUUUCAUGUAUUUGUGUUGUGUCCUCAUGCUCCUCACACCUGUGAUGAUCAUUUCAAGCUCUUACUACUUUAUUCUCCUUACCAUUCACCGCAUGAACUCAGCUGAGGGCCGCAAGAAAGCCUUUGCCACUUGCUCUUCCCACAUGACUGUGGUCAUUCUCUUCUAUGGGGCUGCAGUCUACACCUACAUGCUUCCCACCUCCUAUCACACACCUGAGAAGGACAUGAUGGUAUCUGUCUUUUAUACCAUACUUACUCCUGUGCUAAAUCCUUUAAUCUACAGUCUCCGGAAUAAGGAUGUUAUGGGAGCUUUGAAGAAAAUGUUGAAUUUAGGACCUGUCUUUCAAGAAACAAUAAAGUAG
Molecule: messenger RNA, 963 nt
Organism: Erinaceus europaeus (western European hedgehog)
Lineage: Eukaryota; Metazoa; Chordata; Mammalia; Eulipotyphla; Erinaceidae
Product: olfactory receptor 2T4-like
Exons: 1
Coding region: 1-963 (320 amino acids)
Biological process (GO): G protein-coupled receptor signaling pathway
Cellular component (GO): membrane
Molecular function (GO): olfactory receptor activity; G protein-coupled receptor activity
Source: RefSeq, a predicted model, not a curated record